CUGGCCUUCUUAUCUCGUAGCCCAUCGAGACAGCUCGAGACAGCACGUACGAUGACGAGCAUGGCCGGAAAGAACAGUGCAGGCACGAGAAGCGUGGAUUUCUUUCAAUGGCAAGACAAGGAUGCCGACGAGAAACUGUUUAACGGACCAUUCCAAGCUGAGCAGCGUAUUCAACGAGAGAUCCGAGUGAAUCCACGCAACGUCAAGGCUAUCUAUGACUUGCCAGAGGACAUCGACGUGUACAUUUGGCAGUACGAACACCUGCGUCAAGUUGUGAAGGAGCUGAAUAUUCUCGUUGCGUUGCUGGAUGGGGCGUGCACGAAGCAGUCGUGUACGAUCAUGAAGGCCACGGACGACUGGGUGUUCCUUUGCGCAGCUCACAAACAACCAAAGGAGUGUUGCGCGUUCGACUACAUUGUGCACACGUUGGACAAUGCGAAUCAACUCCUGACCUCAUCUCGGAUAUUUCCUUCCCGUGUCAGCAUCAACCGCGAUGCGACGCAGUACUUCCAGAGCGUUGCCCGACGUCUGUAUCGCAUCUUUUCACACACGUUUUUCCAUCAUCUUGACGUGUUUCAGCACUUUGAAGCGUCCACGUUCCUCUGCCAUCGCUUCGUGUACUUCUCCACUCAGUUCAACUUGAUCCCGAAGAACUUGCUCAUCAUUCCAGACAUGGGAUAGCUGAGAUGGCGUCAAGUAACAAAAGAUUUUAUAUCUCAAAAAGGCAUGUCGUGUGCUCGUGCUCGCAUUAGAGAGGUUGUGCCUAGUCUAUCUGUAAAAUCCAUGAUGCGAUGGGCUGUUUACGUCCGGCGAAGGUUGUUUAAACGAGCCUCCAGCUCACUAACGGCCGAGUCUCCCCCGCCAGCGCCAGCCGCAUCCACCGGCGCAGGAGGAAGAGAAGUUGCGUGUGAAGGCGCUGGAGCCGCCACAGCAGUAGGAGCUUGCACUGAUGGCGCUUCCAACAGCGCGCCAGACAUGUCGAUGCCAAUUUCGUCCAACACUUGCGAUACAAUCUUGUCUUCUUCCUCUUCGUCCUGGUCGGCAUCCAUCACGUCGUCGAUAGUGUCGCCAAGCAUUUCUUGCUGCAUUUCCAUUUUUUCGCUUUCCUUUGUGUACUCCAUCAUGAUCUUGUUCAGCCUUGGCAAGUUCAUUGUCUUCGCCAUCGACUUCAUGACCUUGGUCGUGCCUUGCAACGCUGACGUCAUCGCUUCUGCAGACUUGGCGGUUUCCAUUCGCAACGACACUGCUUGUAGUUGAGAUCGCAUCGUAUAAAACUUGGUGAUGUGCUGCCUUGUCCGUACCAAAUCCUUGGCCAUGAUCUUGACGGACGCAAUCUGGUUUUCCUUGGCCAUCUUCUUGAUUUCAAGGAUCAAUUUCUUCUCUGACAUUUGCAAGUUGGUGCGCUCGCGGUCAAGGUCACGGAUAGCCCGGUUGAUCUCGCGCUUGUUCUCGCGGAGUUGCUCCUUAAGCGUCGCCGGCUUGUUCCCCAUCGUGUUUCGCGCAGGUUGCAAAAUUC
Aphanomyces invadans is the source of this 1516-nucleotide messenger RNA. RefSeq lists its product as hypothetical. The record is from RefSeq and is a predicted model, not a curated record. Gene Ontology annotation, cellular component: cytoplasm. Lineage: Eukaryota; Oomycota; Saprolegniomycetes; Saprolegniales; Verrucalvaceae. The transcript has a single exon. The coding region runs from base 52 to 681 and encodes 209 amino acids.